Anisakis simplex (herring worm) is the source of this 783-nucleotide messenger RNA. NCBI's taxonomy places the organism in Eukaryota, Metazoa, Nematoda, Chromadorea, Rhabditida, Anisakidae. The record is from the annotation of a GenBank genome assembly.
AUGCUUCGUCCAUGCAGUGGACUCCUGUCAGCCAGAGACUUUCUUGCGAGUUUAGCAUUCAGAGUAUUUCAGACAACGCUCUACGUAAGACACACUGGAUCGCCGCAUCAUAGCCCUGAACCGGAUUUGAUCCACGAGUUCAUCGGUCAUUGUCCAAUGUUUGCCGACCCCACAUUGGCGCAGUUUUCGCAAGAGAUUGGUCUCCUCUCACUUGGCGCUACUGAUGAGCAAAUCGAACAUUUGGCCACGGUAUGGAAGACUAAAACUAAUUGUCGACGACCGAUGACGGGUUUACGCAUGAGAAGACGCGUUCUCGGUGAUUUUCAAGGAAUUGAAAAUAGAACUAGAACCUUUCAGGUCUAUUGGUUCAUAAUUGAAUUCGGACUGUGUCGUCAAGAGGGACGCUACAAGGCGAUAGGAGCCGGGCUACUCUCAUCAUACGGAGAAUUGAUGCAUGCGUGCUCUGAUAAACCAGAUCAUCGCCCAUUCGAUCCGGAGACGACUGCCCUCCAGAAGGUCGAGGAUGCAGAUUAUCAGCCACUUUAUUUCGUUGCUGAUUCGAUUAUUGAUGCAAUGAUCAAACUCAGACGUUACGCUCGCAGUAUCAAACGUCCGUUCUCGGUUGUGUAUGAUCCGAUCACGAGAAGCGUCGAAAUCAUCAAGGAAGCACAGGAUUUGGUGACCACAAUCGAACGCUUCAAAGCGGAUCUAUCGGCUGUUACAGAUGCCAUCGAAGCUGUCAGCAAGGACGCACACCAGCACUAUCGCAUCACUAAUGAAUGA